Molecule: messenger RNA, 654 nt
Organism: Lathyrus sativus (Indian pea)
Lineage: Eukaryota; Viridiplantae; Streptophyta; Magnoliopsida; Fabales; Fabaceae
Source: the annotation of a GenBank genome assembly
AUGUGGAAGAUAAUCAACAGGAAGAUAAUCAGGAACUGGGAUCAUGAAGCUACAGCAAUUGGGAUCAUGUACCUUACAAACCAUCCACAUUUCCUCAAAAAAGCCAAGGAAUUUUCAUUAGAAGAAGUAUCUAGUAUGAAGCAUCCCGUUGAGCUGUUGAAAGAAGUGAAGAAGGUUUCUUUUACAGCUAUUGUCCAUGUUUUUAUGUGCUCUUGUAAUCAUAACGUUGUUAAAAAGAUUGAAAGUUUAUUUGAGGAUUUGGUGAAUGGCUUGAACUCUCUUCCCAUUAAUGUUCCUGGUUUUACUUUUCACCAAGCACUCAAGGCACAAGAGAAGAUAGUGAAAAUAUUAGAACCUGUUGUGAGUGAAAGGAGGAUGAAGAUAAAAAAUAGGCAACAUAUGGGAGAGAAAAAGGAUUUUAUGGAUAUUCUAUUAGAUAUGAAAGAUGUGAAUGGUAGAAAAAUGAAGGACGGAGAUAUUAGUGAUUUAUUAAUAGGACUAUUAGCUGCUGGACAUGAAUCUACAGCAACUGGGAUCAUGUGGACUAUCAUAUACCUUACAAACCAUCCACAUUUCCUCAAAAAAGUCAAGUUUUGCUCGCCAGUGUGCCUAACUUUGGUUGAAGACCAGGGAGAUGCAUGGCUACCCCCUUAG